AUGGACGUUUUCAAGGAAUUGUUACCACAAACUGAGUAUAGGAAAUGUGCAAGGCACAUUGUAGUCAACUUCAGUAAAAAGUUUCUAGGGGAAAAAUUUGUUAACAAGUUUUGGUCUGCAUGUAAUGCAACAAUAGAACAAUCUUUCAAGGAAAUAGUGAAGGAUAUUGAGCUUUUGAGUCCAGAGGCAAGUAACCACUUAAUAGAGAAGGACCCUAGAACAUGGUCAAGAGCUUACUAUCAAGUUGGUAGAUGUUGUUCUAGUGUGGAGAAUGGAGGAUGUGAAAGUUUCAAUGCAGUCAUAGUUGAAGCCAGGAAGAAACCUAUCAUCACAAUGCUUGAAGAAUUGAGAAUGUAUAUGAUGAACAAGCUGUUCACUACAAAAGUUAAUGGAUGGUCAAGUGAUGUUUCACCUGAAAUAAGGUUGAGGUUGAAUGAGUUAAGGAUUAAUCAAAGGUUUUGGGAGGUAUUGUCAAGUGGACUCAACCAGUUUGAGACUAGGUCAGGAAGUGAGGCAUAUGAUGUUGAUUUGGACAAUAGGACAUGUUCAUGCACGAUGUGGCAAGUUAACGGUUAUGGGUGUGUUCAUUCUAUGGCUGCCAUUAGUUACCUCAAUAAAGAUGUUGAGAAAUAUGUGGAUCCUGAUUUUUGCAGCACAAUGUAUAUGAAGACCUACCAGUACAAAAUUUAUCCAAUGAAUGGAAGCAAGAUGUGGCCUGAAACUAAUUACAUUCCACCUCUACCCCCUAAGAAUAGAACGAUGCAUGGUAGGCCAAAAACUAAAAAAGUUAGAGAUGUGAGUGAAAAUGGUGGAAAGCAUAAAGUUUCUAAGAAGGGUAAGAAGAUAUCAUGUAGUUUGUGCAAAAUGGAAGGACAUAAUAAGAAGACAUGUCCAAAUAUUGAUAGGUCACGACCAAAAAAGUUACCAACUAUGGUUAACAGGACUAAGGCACCAAAGGGUGAAAAUAUGAAGAAAAGAACUGUAGAAGUGGCAAGUAGUAGUAGGACAGGAAUGGAUGGUGGGGAUACACAUGGUAGUAGGGUUAAGAGGAAUAAGACAACAAAGGUUAAGAGGAGGGAAAAGAGUGAAAGGAUCAUCAAGAAAAAAUGGCAACCCAAGUUAUAG
Messenger RNA from Lactuca saligna, 1125 nucleotides. NCBI's taxonomy places the organism in Eukaryota, Viridiplantae, Streptophyta, Magnoliopsida, Asterales, Asteraceae. The record is from the annotation of a GenBank genome assembly.